AUGAUUGAAGAAGAAGGUUUUCUCAAUGUUAAUGUGACUAAAGAACCUGAAUUUGAAGAAGUGUCUUCUGGAGAUGAGGUGUCUCAAGAUGAUGAUGAUAAAGAUAUAACUCAAGUAGCUGGAUCUGACCAACCUAAUUUUUUUUCUAAUGAGUUUUCACCUGAAAUGAUUGAAGAUAUCAAGUUUCUAACCACACAUUGUAGAUUCGGAGCAACAGUUCAAAGAAAAUUUUUAGAAGGAAAAUAUCCUUCACAACCUAUUUAUUCCAAGGAUUUGUAUGCAGUUAUUCAAAAAUUUAUACCAACUUCUGAAAUGUUAUUGAAUGAUGCAGCUUCAAUGUCCAAUUGGUUGGAUAAUAAAAAAAAUGAGGAUUCUCG
Messenger RNA from Racocetra fulgida, 377 nucleotides. The record is from the annotation of a GenBank genome assembly. Lineage: Eukaryota; Fungi; Glomeromycota; Glomeromycetes; Diversisporales; Gigasporaceae.